Molecule: messenger RNA, 825 nt
Organism: Neoarthrinium moseri
Lineage: Eukaryota; Fungi; Ascomycota; Sordariomycetes; Amphisphaeriales; Apiosporaceae
Exons: 3
Coding region: 1-825 (274 amino acids)
Cellular component (GO): eukaryotic translation initiation factor 3 complex; cytoplasm
Molecular function (GO): translation initiation factor activity
Source: RefSeq, a predicted model, not a curated record
AUGCCUGCCCAGAAGCAGUGGGACGAAGAGGAGUCGGACGCCAGCACCACUCCUCCCUCCUCCCCUCCCGCCGGUGUCGUUCGCCGCGGCAACAAGUUCGACGAUGAGGAAGGCGAGGAUAGCGAUGUCCUCGACUCGUGGGACGCCGCCGAAGACUCCGAAGUAGAGCGCGAGAAGGCCAAGAAGGCUGCCGAAGCCAAGGCCAAGGCUGAUGCUGAAGCCGCCGCCGCCAAAAAGUCCAAGAAGCAGCGCAUCCUCGAGCACCAGGCCGAGCGCGCCAGACAGCUCGCCGAGGGCAGCGAUAGCGAGGAUGAGACCGAGGCUGAGCGCCGUGAGCGACUGAAGCGCACCGAGAUCGAGUCCGACUUGAACCACGCUGCCGAUCUCUUCAGCGGCAUUGGUGUCACCACUCGAAAGACCACCACAGCCGGGUCCGCCAUUCCCAUCGACCCCAAGGACCCCACCAAGACCGUCGACUUGGGCUCGCUGCCUCUGCUCAACCCCCAGACCAAGUUGCAGUUUGAAAACAUGCGCAGCGUCCUGGUUCCCAUCAUCGGCAACAACUCCAAGAAGGCUCACUACACACUGUUCCUUCAGGAGUUUUCCAAGCAGUUGGCCAAGGAUCUCCCCAGCGACCAGAUCAAGAAGAUUGCAAGCACCCUCACGGCUCUCAGCAACGAGAAGUUGAAGGAGGAGAAGGCCGCUGAGAAGGGUGGAAAGAAGACCAAGGCACAGAAGACCAAGACGACCCUGGUUACCUCCCGAGCCAACACCCAGGAUACCGCCACGUACGACGACGACUUCGGUGACGACGACUUUAUGUGA